Molecule: messenger RNA, 1164 nt
Organism: Penicillium diatomitis
Lineage: Eukaryota; Fungi; Ascomycota; Eurotiomycetes; Eurotiales; Aspergillaceae
Product: IST1 family protein
Exons: 2
Coding region: 1-1164 (387 amino acids)
Biological process (GO): protein transport
Source: RefSeq, a predicted model, not a curated record
AUGCCACCCUCGGCACAGACGACUCGUCUGGUCUCGACCCUGCGACUUCUCAUCCCGCGUCUCCGUCUCCUCCAAAAGAAAGAUACCGCAUCCUCCGUCGUACAACGUCGCGAGCUCUCCCAGCUGCUCAGUGAGAAUCGCGAGGCUUCUGCGCGCAUCCGUGUCGAGAAUGUCAUCGCCACCGAUAUCGCGGUCGAAGUGAUGGAGAUGGUCGAGUUGUACUGUGAAUUGCUCCUGGCGCGCGCCAAUGUCCUGGAUCAACUGGCCUUUGGAGAGAAGGGGACACGUGCGCGGGUGCGCGCCAAGGAGUUGCUCAAGAAGCAAACUCAGCCUCAGACAAAUGAAAAGUCGACGACAGCUGCGCCGGAGAGCUCGGGAUCUCGCUUUGGAUUCGGCUGGCUGGGGGGUUCGCAGAAGAAAGAUGCGAACACAGCAGCGGGCGGCGCAUCCGAGGGGUCCUUACCUCUUGCCGACGAUGACGAUGCGUACAUGGACACGGCACUAGAUGAGGCAGCGGUGGUGAUCUUUUAUGCAUGGCAUCGGUUCCCGCACGAACUCCGGGAGCUGACCAUGCUCCGAACGAUGCUGGGAGAACGAUAUGGAAAGGAAUUUAUGACCCUGGCCCAAGAUAAUAAGGUGGACACCAUCAAGGUUCCGGAUCGCUUGCUCAAGAGCCUUCGGGUACGCCCACCGACUCAGGAACUGGUCGAAAGCUAUCUACGCGAGAUUGCCAAGGCGUACGGCGUGGAAUGGCCCGGUGGAGAGGAGAUGUCAGGAGACCUUGGAGAUGCGCCGCCUGAAUUUGUCCAUGGCACUGACGCGCCAGAAGAUGAUGACCAAGGUGGUGAUCUUCCCGCCACUCCGACCAAACAAGGUGCGGGCUCCGUACCACGACCUAGUCUCACCGAGGCACGACGCGCAUCGGAGACAAGCGAAUUGAACAAAGCAACUCCCCCUCGAGGACCGGCCGCGCUACAAGGCCGAAGUCCAGUCAGUGUCGCACCACCGGCCCCUCGGACUGACAAUCCCAAUCCUCGAGUCAGGGUGCCUGGAUCUGAGGCGGAGGUUGCUGCCAAGGGUAGCACUGGCAAGAGCAGUGCCGGUGGUAUUCCCGAGUUGGAUGAGUUGACUCGGAGAUUUGCGGAUUUGAAGAGAAAGCCCUAG